AUGACCCUCGUUGCCUCGACCUCGUCGCUUAAGUUGCCGUACACCAAGUCGAUGCACGUCAGCACCUCGGGCUUGGGGUCGUCUCAGUUCGGGGCGUCGUCUUCGUCGUUGAGCUCGCCGGUUCGAACACCAUUCGCGACUCGCACCGGCUCAGCGUUUUCCAACACCUCGACUUCAAAGCGGACAUCGCCUCUAUCGUCCAAGUACUCGUUAUCGACCAGGAGCUCAGAGUCCGAGGACGAAGACGACGACGUGGACAGCGACGAUUCGACGGUAGCUUUGCCCCAACAAGCGAUCCGCGCAAGCAGCGGAGGCGCGAGCGGUGCCUCCACCUCGGCCACGACUUUGCCCCCACCUCACCACCACAAGUCGUUCUCGCACUCGUCCAACUCGUCCGAUGACGACGUAUUGUCCCCUUCGGUCCAAGCCAACUACUACUUGCCCGCUGCGACGACCGUGCGCGCUUCCUCGGCGCUGACGGUCAAUGGACUGAGCACUUCUUCGGCGAGUGCGACGGCCAGGGCAGCCUCAUCCGCUUCGGCGUCGAGCAUGGGCAAGAAUCUCGCUCGCAAGCGCGCCGACUCGUUCAAGUGGUCCAAGUACGCCGGCAUGGGAUCUGUCACAAUCGAACUCGGUCUCUCCAACGAUGAACUACGACGCGUUUGA
Molecule: messenger RNA, 666 nt
Organism: Microbotryum saponariae
Lineage: Eukaryota; Fungi; Basidiomycota; Microbotryomycetes; Microbotryales; Microbotryaceae
Source: the annotation of a GenBank genome assembly